This is a messenger RNA of Rubroshorea leprosula, 649 nucleotides long. The record is from the annotation of a GenBank genome assembly. NCBI's taxonomy places the organism in Eukaryota, Viridiplantae, Streptophyta, Magnoliopsida, Malvales, Dipterocarpaceae.
UCUUUGGUUGUUUAUGCAUGUACUUUUCUGGAAAUUUGCAGGUCCUGUUGCCGAAGACAUGUUCCAUUGGCAGGCAACAAUUAUGGGUCCUGCAGACAGUCCUUAGGCUGGGGGUGUUUUUCUUGUCACUAUUCAUUUUCCUCCAGAUUAUCCAUUUAAGCCUCCCAAGGUGGCAUUUAGAACAAAGGUAUUCCACCCAAAUAUAAACAGCAAUGUCCAAUGGGAGCAUUUGCUUGGACAUUUUGAUGGAGCAGUGGAGUCCUGCACUAACAAUUUCUAAGGUAUUGCUGUCAGUCUGUUCAUUACUGACAGAUCCAAAUCCUGAUGAUCCAUUGGUGCCGGAGAUUGCUCACAUGUACAAGACAGAUAGGAACAAAUAUGAGACAACUGCAAGGAGCUGGAUCCAGAAGUAUGCCGUGGGGUAAAUGGGCUUUGGUGUGUGUGAGGGAAGCCCCUUCCUAUCCUUAUAGUUUGGCUAUUCCGUUCUAUGCAUUAAUGCACAUUCUGUCACGUCAAUCCUAAAAUGGACUAAAGAGGUCCAUAACUUACCCUUAGUUUAAAGGAGAAACAAAUAUCUUCAUUCUGUUGUGUGUUGAUAAUGGUAAUUCGAAACAUCAACUUAUAUCAUUUAUAAAGUCUCGCUGUUUCU